AACGAGUGUUAGUUUUUGCUUAAAAGACCAAAUCAUAGAGAUUCAAUUUUAUUAUUAAAAUUAAUUCAAUAUCAAUUACCAAAAAGUUGUCAUUAAAUAUGGGUUUACAUUUUGUGAAGUUAAGUUCUUUUUGUUUCAUAUUGCUUACAUUUGUAAGUGUUAUGAAUGCAAACAAUUCUACUCGUCAAAAAUUGAAAGAUGACGAAAUUGGGAAAAUCUGCUUGAAAAUAAUUCAGGAUGUUACAUGUUCGAAGAGUAAUAGAGAUAUAAAUUUGAUCUUUUGUAAUGUUUGUAAAACUCCGAUUUGGGAAACAUAUGACGACUACAGUUAUACAUUUAGUCUUCGUUAUUGUCCAACAUGUCUUUUUAAACCCAUUGUUGAGUCGCAUGAUUCUUCAGUAGAAGAACCAGUUAUAAUGAAUACUGUAAAUGCAUCGUAUAAUGAUAUCCAACCAGGCAAUUCGGGAAGUGUUCAAAAUUAUUGUGCAGGACUUAAAGAAACUGUAUCGUACAGAGAAUUUUUGAAACCCUCCAAUAAAGAAAAUGACGAUAAUCAGUAAUAUCAUGAAAGAUAAUAACAAACAAUAAAUAAUUCACAACAAAUAAUUACUUUUUUAACAUCAUUAUACAUAAAAUAUUUGUUUAAUUUAUUAUUUUUGUUAAAAUUUAAUAAAUGUUUGCCAACAUUAAAAUUUCAAAUAAAUCAAAUUAAAGUUCGUUAAAAUU
Daktulosphaira vitifoliae (grape phylloxera) is the source of this 726-nucleotide messenger RNA. RefSeq lists its product as uncharacterized. The coding region runs from base 99 to 560 and encodes 153 amino acids. The transcript is spliced from 6 exons. The record is from RefSeq and is a predicted model, not a curated record. NCBI's taxonomy places the organism in Eukaryota, Metazoa, Arthropoda, Insecta, Hemiptera, Phylloxeridae.